AUGACGCGGUCUGAGCGGGGGAGACUGUGUAUCGGGGGGUGCCGGCCCCACCCUGCGCCUGCCAGGGUCCAGAAUCUCAUGGGGCUGUGGCAAGAACAGAGGUCAGGAAAUCACACAGGCGGUGCUGUGAGAUCCAAUUUUUUUGUGGGCGAUAAGUGGCUCAGAGGGAAGUGGAGCAUCUACUCUGCAUGCUUGUUGCAUCCCUGAGCUGGAACAAGACAUUCCCAGCAACUGCCAAGGUGUGGCAAGGAAGUGUCCUAGCCUUGCCAUCCAGAGCUGCAGAAACUGAUGUACAUUACAGGACACCGUGACCAUUUUGUAUUGGAAAACAGAGAUGGGUAUUCUUGCUGUACUUGCUCUACCAUUGCUUCUCUUAGGGAUCAGUGGAAUUAUUUAUAUUUACCAGUCAGUCAGGUGGCUAUUGUCCAAGUCAGCGGUGCAAAACAAGGUGGUGGUGAUUACGGAUGCCAUUUCUGGACUAGGCAAGGAAUGUUCUCGUGUGUUUCACACAGGAGGAGCAAGGCUUGUGUUGUGUGGCAGGACAUGGGAAAAGUUAGAAGCCUUGUAUGAUGCCUUAAUUAGCGUGACAGACCCCAGUAUGACAUAUGCGCCAAAGCUCAUACUUCUGGAUAUCUCAGACAUAAACUGCAUUCGAGAUGUAGCUAAGGAAAUCCUGAAUUGCUAUGGCUGUGUGGAUAUACUAAUCAACAAUGCAAGUAUGAAGGUGAAAGGAGCAGUGCAGAGCAUUUCAUUGGAACUUGAUAAAAAGAUAAUGGAUGCCAACUAUUUUGGACCUAUAACAUUAACCAAAGCCAUUCUUCCCAACAUGAUCUCAAGAAGAACUGGCCAAAUUGUUCUAAUUAAUAGCAUUCAAGGGAAAAUAGGAAUCCCAUUUCGUGCAGCCUAUGCUGCCUCCAAGCAUGCUGCUGUAGGUUUUUUUGAUUGUCUUAGAGCUGAAAUGGAAGAAUUUGAUAUUUCUGUCAGCACUGUGAAUCCAACUUUCAUCUGUUCGUACCAUCGCCAACCAGCACCUGGCAACUGGGAGGCAUCUAUUUGGAAAUUCUUUUUCAGGAAGGUGGCAUAUGGUGUACACCCAGUGGAGGUAGCAGAGGAAGUCUUGCGCACAGUGAGCAGGAAGAAGCGGGAGGUGCUUAUGGCCAACCCUAUCCCCAGGGCAGCAGUUUACAUUCGAACCUUCUUCCCUGAGCUGUUUUUUGCCAUUGUUGCCUCAGGUAUUAGGGAAAAGCUAAAGACAGAGGAGGAAAAUUGAUUUUGUUCAGUUAUUUUCUCUGGUUUUGACUUGAAAAAAAAAGUUUUUGUUUCAAAUGUCAAUUAUUUCUGCUGCUUGCCAUGGAUAGAAUAAAGGUACUACCACUGACACACAUUCAUCCAUGGAACUUCUACUCUUCUGGAUUUAGGGAAUAUGAGAUGUCAUUUUUUACAUUAGAACAGUAUGGGGAAAGCCCUACUAGGGACUCUGUCACUGUAUAAUACAGUGAUUCCCAAUAUAAAUCAAAAUUUUGGGACCUGCAGUAACUCACCAGAAUAGUCUGCUAGUGCUAGAACUGAUGGAACUUACAGGAAAAAAGAGAUGGGAAAGUAGGGAUAUGUGGGAGAGAGAGGAGUAAAAACCAAUGGAGAACAGAGUUAGAUCCUGGCUCAGAGUGUUCCUCAGACAUGCUUUUUGGAAGUUCUAACAGGAUAUGCAAAUGGCAAACCCAAUAAGGGCUUAUCUAGUUCAAUAUCUCAUCCACAACAGGAUCCUCAAGCACAUGCUUAGAAAAUAGAGCAGUCUUCCAGGUUCUGGCAUUCUGCUUCACAGUUUGAAACAGACUCUGUCUCUGCAUUUUUUAAAAAACUAUCAAUUUUUCACACAAACCUUUCAAAUCCUUAUUUCCCUGAGGAAAUGAACUAGUCAUAUAUAAAAAAAGACUGCCUUACGUUUACUUUAAAGCUGAUGUCAGGUAAUAUUCUCCUACUUCUUUUAGUGUGAGAGACACAAAAUAAUGGUACUCAAAUCAUUCAAACCCAAUCAUUCAUGCCCAUCAUACAUUCCAUGCAGUUGCCUGUUUUCCAAAUUGGAGAGCCCCGUAAACUAUUCACUCUUUCUUUGCGAGAAGUCCAGAUUAUCCUUGUUUAUAAUUUUUGGCUUGCUUCUUGUUUUUUGUUUUUGUUUUUGUUUUAAGAUGGGCAGCCCACAGCUGCAUGCAGCAUUCAAAAUAGAUAAACAAUUUGGAUUCACAGACAAGCAUACAGAUGCUUCCUGGGUUUUUCAGUUCUUUUCUUCUUUUGCAUGUCUUAUGCAAAUUCCCUCUUUUGAGACAUUUUUCUGACUUUUUUGACUGCUCCUGAUCGUUGAGUUUCCUUGUCCACUCUGCCAUAUAUCGUAAUUAAUCAUCAUGUCCAACAUAAACACGGUCAUUGUUCAUGUCAAUUGUCUAAAUUCCAUAUAUUCCAAAAAUUCUCUCACUCCUAGUCAUUCUAUGCUCCUCUCCCCAUCACAUUUUCCCAGUUCACGCUGAGGCCUUACUCUACCUUUUUAUCUCAUCCUGGGGGCUGAACCAGAAAAUAAAUAAAGCUAAUGAAAGGG
This is a messenger RNA of Manacus vitellinus (golden-collared manakin), 2590 nucleotides long. RefSeq names its product dehydrogenase/reductase 7C (gene DHRS7C). Lineage: Eukaryota; Metazoa; Chordata; Aves; Passeriformes; Pipridae. Gene Ontology annotation, cellular component: sarcoplasmic reticulum membrane. The transcript is spliced from 9 exons. Gene Ontology annotation, molecular function: all-trans-retinol dehydrogenase (NAD+) activity. The coding region runs from base 335 to 1270 and encodes 311 amino acids. The record is from RefSeq and is a predicted model, not a curated record. Gene Ontology annotation, biological process: regulation of release of sequestered calcium ion into cytosol by sarcoplasmic reticulum.